Messenger RNA from Solea senegalensis (Senegalese sole), 2153 nucleotides. Its product is annotated as high-affinity choline transporter 1-like. NCBI's taxonomy places the organism in Eukaryota, Metazoa, Chordata, Actinopteri, Pleuronectiformes, Soleidae. Gene Ontology annotation, cellular component: plasma membrane. Gene Ontology annotation, molecular function: choline:sodium symporter activity. The record is from RefSeq and is a predicted model, not a curated record. Gene Ontology annotation, biological process: choline transport; acetylcholine biosynthetic process; transmembrane transport. The coding region runs from base 46 to 1707 and encodes 553 amino acids. The transcript has 9 exons.
GGAAGACAUUGGCCAGGGCAAUAACGAUCAAGACAUAAUUUGAAGAUGGCAGGAAACUGGCUGGGGCUGCUGUCCAUGGCCGGGUUUUACAUUGUUGUACUGGGCACUGGCAUCUGGGCAUCCAGGAAGUCCAAACGUGAGGAGAAGAAAUGUACUGGGAACCGAAGUGAGAUUGCAAUGGUUGGAGGACGCAACCUCCAAAUCUGGGUCAGCAUUUUUACUAUGACAGCCACUUGGGUUGGAGGAGGUUAUAUUCUGGGUAAUGCUGAAGUGGUCUACAACCCAACAAAGGGACUGGUCUGGGCAACUGGGCCAAUUGCUUUUACUUUGAACAUGAUUAUAGGUGGGCUGUUCUUGGUCAAACCUAUUCGGUCAAAGAGUUACGUCACCCUCAUGGACCCAUUUCAAGAGAAAUAUGGCAACACUGUCGCUGCCAUCCUCUUCCUUCCUGGUCUCCUUGCAGACAUUUUUUGGAUAGCGUGUAUUCUUGGUGCACUGGGAGGGACAAUAAGUGUGGUGAUGGAUAUCUCCUCUUCACUGGCUAUGAGCAUCUCUGCUGCUGUUGCGAUCAUCUACACAUUAAUGGGAGGACUGUACUCUGUGGCCUAUACUGAUGUCAUCCAGCUGAGCUUUAUGUUCUUUGGCUUGUGGCUCUGUGUGCCUUUUAUCCUGACAAGUCCGCCUGCUGCCAAUUUCACCCUUGCCGCAGUUACUCACCUGUACCAGGAGCCGUGGAUCGGCAAGUUAGAGCUGGAAAAUGCAGGCCGUUGGACUGAUGACAUACUGCUAGUGUCCAUUGGAGGAAUCUGCUACCAGGCUUUCUACCAGAGAGUCCUCUCCACUGCCACUGAUACCCAAGCUAAGAUGACCUGCUAUGUUGCAGCAGUGCUUUGCCCAAUUCUUGGCAUUCCAUCACUCAUCAUAGGGGCGGUUGCAGCAUCUACGAACUGGAACCAGACCACGUAUGGUACUCCCAGCCCAUAUGAAGGAGGGAAAGCUGGUAUGAUCUUGCCAAUUGCCCUUCAUAAUCUCUGCCCCAGCUACAUCUCUGUGAUUGGUGUGGGAGCACUCGCUGCAUCGGUCAUGUCAUCGAUUGAUUCUGCACUUCUGUCUGCUGCCUCCCAAGUUGGUCGAAACUUCUUCAAGAACAUCAUCUACAAACAGGCAUCAGAAAAACAGAUUCUGAUAGUGGUUAAGGUGUCAAUCUUCCUGUGUGGAAGUAUCGGAGCAGCCCUCGCCAUGACAUCAAGCUCGAUUCACCUGUUCUGGAUCAUCAGUGCAGAUGUCCUAUAUUCCAUGAUGGCUCCACAGGUGAUUUGCACGUUUUUCUUCAAAGAGUGGGUGAACGAGUUUGGGGCUUGUUCUGGCUUUGUUGUGGCAAUACUGCUCAGAGUUCUGGUCGGGGAGACCUUGCUCGGCCUUCCCGACGUGUUGCCUCUGCCAUGGGACAAGAUCCAGGAGGACGGUCACCGGUACCGAUUGUUCCCUUUUCGCACGGCGAUCAUGCUCUUGAAUAUUGGGAUUAAUUUCCUGGUGUCACGCGUGACUGUGUGGCUGUCUCAGAAGAGGCUGCUGAAAAGAACAUGUGAUACUGAAGUGGACACAACCCUACAAAUCAUGGCACCAGAUUUGGUAAAAGAUGAUUGGCCCUGUAAAGAACAGCGCCUUAUUUCCCAGGAAAGCAACGAAGAACAGGAGAAAUAUUAGGAUUUUUCUCAGCACAAAUGCUUUUAUCGUAUGUAAAAUGGGUUUAUUUGUGACAUAGACUCUAUUUAUUUCUGGGGAAUAACUUUUUAAAAAAUUAAGGUGUGCUGAAAUUAACUUGCCCUGUACUUGCAUUUUAGGAGUGUCACGUGAUUCAUAGUUGAGAGGUACAUGGUAAUAAAAUGUAUAUUAUUAUGCUAAUGAGCUGCUGCCAUUACGUACUAUUUUUUAUUAAUGUCAUUAAGCAUACAUAAAUGACAAUUAUGGUGUCUGUACCUACGUUAUACUCUAGUAGUACUGUGUGUAAAACUAUGAAAGGAAAUGUGUAAAUUAGCAACCGCCAUUGUAAUAAAAAUCUAUUUUCUACAAUGACUGUGUGACUGCGCAAGCAAACGUGGAAGAAGUUCAUUUGUUCUGUCAGAAAAUAAACAGAGGCCGUCUCCAAAAGA